Molecule: messenger RNA, 1226 nt
Organism: Panonychus citri (citrus red mite)
Lineage: Eukaryota; Metazoa; Arthropoda; Arachnida; Trombidiformes; Tetranychidae
Product: amyloid beta precursor like protein 2-like
Exons: 2
Coding region: 896-1165 (89 amino acids)
Biological process (GO): axonogenesis; central nervous system development
Cellular component (GO): membrane
Molecular function (GO): transition metal ion binding
Source: RefSeq, a predicted model, not a curated record
GAUUCGGUCACUUGGAAGCUUCAACUGAGUUAGAAGGUUUCAUGAUAAAUUCAUUGGUGUUUUCAAUUGUUCUCAAUAUUUGUUACAUUAAAUUACUAAUUUAUUAUUGAUUUAUUCCUGUGAACAAGUUGAGAUAAUAAUUCUCUUUGUUUGUGUUGACCAUUAGAUUGAAGGAGAAGAUUAAAAAAGAAAACAGAUUGUCCAUUUUUCCAAUUUGUUUUUCUUUAAGUGGACCUUCAUCUUCAUCUUCAUCUUCAAAACCUUUGUUUCAUCUUCUCCUCAAUUUCUGUUUUCAUCUUUAUUCUCGCUAUUUCAUCGACAUCACAUCUACCCAAGCCCACCAUCAUCAAAAUGUAUUCAAUUAACUUGUUGAUAGUUACCUUGUGUUACCAAUUGUGGCUGAAGAAUGUUAAUUUGGCUGAUGCAGCCUCAUCUUCAUCUUCAUUAAAUCAACAGAAUUCAAUCAAUGGUGUUCCCGAGGUGGUUUUAAGCCAUUUCCAACCGAUGGUUGCUAUGCUUUGUGGUCGUGGUAAAUUUCACAAUCAAUAUUUGGAUGAAAACAAACGAUGGAUUUCUGACCCUGAUCCCAAAGCGGUUUGUACAAAAGACAAAUUGGAAAUUUUGGAAUAUUGUCGCAAGGUUUACCCCAAAAAGGAUAUUCGGAAUAUUGUUGAAUAUAGCAAAUACAUGGUUGUUGAGAAUUGGUGUAAAGUUGGACAAAAGUGGUGGUCGUCAUUUCAUCAAACCUUACUGAUGUUUAGAAGGCCCAUUUCAAAGUGAUGCUCUUCUUGUACCUGCUUAUUGUCUCUUUGAUCAUAUUCACAAUGGAUCGAUCUGUCAAAGCUCAGAAUAUUGGAAUCGUACAGCUGCUUCAAGUUGCGCUGAGAAACGUAACAUGAAACUCAAAUCAUUUGGAAUGUUACUCCCUUGUGGAGUUGGAAUAUUUGGUGGUGUCGAAUUUGUUUGCUGUCCAGCUUGGUCAACAACUACAUCUCCACCAGAACUUGUGACUCUUGGAACCGAAAAGAAACAAUUGGAAAAUCAAAUAACCUACAAAGACGCUGAAGAUAAUGGUAAGUACAUUGAUUCAAUCGAUAAUAACCUUGACAGAAAAUUGGAUAUUUCAGAUCGUCUCUCAAUUGUCGAAUCAAAAGUUCAUGAAUGAUGACCAAAUUACGAAGAAAAUGAACUGAAAAUAGAAAGAAAUUUCUAUUGCUGAACUUUUU